CCUCUCGCGGACGGCAACAGGAAGUGAUUGUGUGUUUGGGGACGUCAACACUUUUCCUCGAGCACCUCUGCUCUGAUCAUUCCGACCUCGUUCGCCGCAUCUGCGAGCUGUUUAAUGGAGCAGCGGUGGGGAAAUUAUCAUUAAGCUCUGUACAGAUCGAGAGGAUCGUGUGAGUUUGUGGACAGAAUUAGGUUCAUGUUUGAAGAUGAUAAUGGCAGCAGUUGGCAAUGAAAGUCCAAACAGAAGCACUGAAGAUAAAACAUCAGCCCGCAGACAGAAUGAAGUAAACAAGAAGUUGAAGUAUAUCAGUUUGGCAAUUCUGGUGAUCCAGAAUGCAUCGCUUAUCCUCAGCAUCCGCUACGUGCGGACGUUGCCGGGAGAACAUUUCUUCACCACAUCAGCUGUGGUGAUGGCAGAAGUUCUUAAAGUCUUCACCUGUCUGGUCAUCAUCCUGAUACAGAAGAGAGGUAAUGUGAAGACCUUUGUAUCGUUGUUGUACGACUCUAUAGUCGUACAGUAUUCGGAUACACUGAAGUUAGCAGUUCCGUCACUCAUCUACACUUUACAGAACAACCUGCAGUAUGUGGCCAUUUCUAAUUUACCAGCAGCCACUUUCCAGGUCACAUAUCAGCUGAAGAUCUUGACCACAGCAUUGUUUUCAGUGCUCAUGCUACGGAAGAGUCUGUCUAAAAUCCAGUGGAUCUCACUAGUACUGCUGUUCGCUGGUGUGGCAAUCGUCCAGGUCGAGCAGGAGAGUGGAAAACAGAAGGAGGCUUUGACCGGCACCAACCAGAACUACGUCAAGGGCCUGGUGUCCGUUAUAGUCUCUUGCUUGUCCUCCGGGUUUGCCGGCGUUUACUUUGAGAAGAUCUUGAAGGGCAGCUCUGCCUCUGUGUGGAUGAGAAACAUCCAGCUCGGGAUCUUCGGGACUCUUUUGGGUCUCCUCGGCAUGUGGUGGAACGACGGCGCCGCUAUUGCUGAGAAAGGCUUCCUGUUCGGAUACACUCCCUUGGUGUGGGGUGUCAUUUUCAACCAGGCGUUCGGCGGCCUUCUGGUAGCCGUUGUAGUAAAAUACGCAGACAAUAUUCUCAAAGGCUUCGCCACCUCUUUUUCUAUCAUCGUGUCCACAAUCACGUCUGUCUACCUCUUCGGCUUCCACGUGGACCUGAUCUUCACGCUGGGUGCAGGAUUGGUCAUAGGAGCCGUCUAUAUGUACAGUCUCCCCAAACCAAACACCAGCACUUCCAGCACCAGCACACCUUUAUCCAGCCACAGCAAUGGAAGAGACUCGGAGCUGGAUGCUUUCCUCCCAAAUCCCAAGGCCCCAGGAAAGAAGAAAGGAAAUUGAAAAAAAAAAAAAACAUGAUAGACGAGAAGAGAUGACGAGAACACUUUGUACAGGUCCUACACUCCUGCCCUAUUUCCGAAGGAAAGGAUGAGGGUUAUAUUUCAAGUGCCUUAUUAUGCUCACAAUAUUAACUCCGUUAUGAUUGAUGGUACUUCUAAACUAAACUGUGCUGACUGACUUUAUGAAAUCUCAUAUUUAUGCUGAUACCUCACUAAUUUUAUGCAUUGAUUUUGUGAUCGACUGAAGUUGUAAUAUUAAUGUAAACUGGGAAUUCUUUGAGUUUUGUAUGCUGGAACUGGAAAGGGAAUGAAAAUGCACAUUUUUCAGUGGCUUUAUCAAACUUGGAAUUCAGAAACUGCUGCCUUAUUAUGAAAUAUUUUCUGGCUUUUAGUUUUGCUUUUUUUACUAAUAAGUAUUUUGCCAUAUUGUGUGUUCAUUGGUGCUUUGUGUAAUACUGCCUUGUGCUUUUUGUCUUUGUGCCUUUAACAUUUCAGCUGUGCUAUGUGCGACAGAGUAUCAUAUACUUUAAAAAAUCAAGCAAACUUUUCUCUCUCCAAAGUGCACUUUCAGAGUUAAACUCCAUUUCAUGUACAAAAGCUGCAUUUCUGACCUAAACAUAUCGUGUAUGCAUAGUCAUUGUAUUCUUGAGAUACAAGUUUAGUUUUAAUAUAUCUAGAUUUUUUAUUUUUAUUUUUAUUGGCUGAGUAGCAGUAAAAAUGUGAAAAUCAGUGGACAUCUUUCAACCUUGUGAACAUAUAAUUGCCUUAUCAUUUCACAAUCCAAGUGAGGGGAUCUGAAACUAAAUGUUUAAUCAUUUCAGAAGAUUAAUCAUUAUUUUUGUUGUGUUUGGAAUAAACAUUGUUUUGAAUGUGA
Messenger RNA from Ctenopharyngodon idella (grass carp), 2221 nucleotides. It is a transcript of the gene slc35a2, whose product is annotated as solute carrier family 35 member 2. The record is from RefSeq and is a predicted model, not a curated record. Gene Ontology annotation, molecular function: UDP-galactose transmembrane transporter activity. Gene Ontology annotation, biological process: pyrimidine nucleotide-sugar transmembrane transport. Lineage: Eukaryota; Metazoa; Chordata; Actinopteri; Cypriniformes; Xenocyprididae. Gene Ontology annotation, cellular component: Golgi membrane.